CAGCGGCUUGAACGGCAUCGGCGAGCUCAAAGGAGGGGCAGGGAGCGUGACAGUGACGAGCAGUAGUGGAGGCCAUCGGAUCGCAUAUGACCCAAGAGAUCUUGCCGACGAGAGCGAGACGCUCGAGAACCCGCGGUUGACCUUGAUGGAAGAGUGUCUCUUGCUAGGUCUCAAGGACAAGCAAGGUUAUUUGUCAUUUUGGAACGACAACAUCUCAUAUACCCUCCGAGGGUGCAUCCUCAUCGAAUUGGCUCUCCGAAGGCGCAUCUCUGUCUCACGAGACUCAUCCGCAUCGCACCGGCCCAGGGGCAUGGGUGCCCUCGCUGUUCAAGACCGACUCAUUGAGGUGGUGGACAGCAAAGCGACAGGCGAAGUUCUGCUUGACGAGGCGCUGAAGCUCAUGAAAGCAAGCGAGAGGAUGAGUGCGGCCCAAUGGGUCGACCUGCUUAGUGGCGAGACCUGGAACGUGACCAAAAUUGGCUACCAGCUCAAGCAAGUGCGCGAGCGUCUUGCAAAGGGCCUCGUCGACAAGGGCAUCUUGCGGACCGAGAAGCGCAACUUUCUGCUGUUCGACAUGGCGACGCACCCGGUCGCCGACUCAUCUGCAAAAGACGCUGUGCUACGCCGAGUACUCUCGCUUCUCACCUCGAGCUCACCAAGCGUCCAUGCACAUGUCCUCUACCGCGAGGAGAAACGGCCGAUUGCCUUUGCGGCAACGAGGGCCCUUUCGUUGUUGUGCUGCGCUUUUAGCGCAAACGUCCUCGAAAACGCCCUGACGCAUCUGUCGUAUGAUGCAAGAGAGGCAGCGUUCCAAAAGGUCGACGAUAUUCUCGCAGAAUUUGCGCAAUGGCCCAUGGCACCAAGGAGUGGCGCGCCAGUUGGGAUAGCAGGCGGGCCGGCCGGAGGAAGAGGAGGAGGGACACCAGGCUUGGGCGAGGGCAGCGUCGUAACACCAGGGCAAGAGGCGACGGCGGGAGCGAGCAUCUUCGAGCUCGCAAAGGCCGUCCGAAAUGACCUGCAGACCGAUACUUCCGGCAUCGCCAUGGGCGCAUUUGAGGCAAUCGCGGGCGUCCUUCAUACCUUGAGCAGGAUGGAUUCACUCCUUUAGAUCCGUACCCGCUCCCCAGAGCCGUCUUCACUUGUGUUGUGACAUCCUAUACGUAUCGGUGCAUGGCUGCGCACUCUCUAAGCAUCGUAAUCAUCCCCUGUACACAGGGACCUAUUGCGCGCACAAAAAAUAAUUCUCUUUUCG
Messenger RNA from Acaromyces ingoldii, 1252 nucleotides. RefSeq names its product Golgi phospho protein 3. NCBI's taxonomy places the organism in Eukaryota, Fungi, Basidiomycota, Exobasidiomycetes, Exobasidiales, Cryptobasidiaceae. The transcript has 3 exons. Bases 146 to 1108 code for a protein of 320 amino acids. The record is from RefSeq and is a predicted model, not a curated record. Gene Ontology annotation, molecular function: phosphatidylinositol-4-phosphate binding. Gene Ontology annotation, cellular component: Golgi cisterna; trans-Golgi network; cytosol. Gene Ontology annotation, biological process: Golgi to plasma membrane protein transport; retrograde vesicle-mediated transport, Golgi to endoplasmic reticulum; Golgi organization.